ACCCCAACUUCAUCGUAUACCUGCUCUUGUCGACACUCUUUUGGCCUUUUUUGUUCACCGCGUCAUGACCAAUACACGGCUUUUAAAUGAAGUGAUGAUGAUGUCAGUGUAAAUGCGCUGACACAUUUUGACUUCAACUGUUUAAGUCCGGCGCUCGGCUUGUGUUAGCAUAACUAACGUUAGCACAUCAUCAUCAACAGCGGCACCGAGUGAAGGCGAGCGGAGAAACCAGUUAGCCCGGGCCAAAAUACCCACGCCCUGCCAUGUAGUUUUGCGACUAACACUUUGAUACCACAACUCAUAUGAUGUAACGAGUUCAGAUUUAAGGUUCGUCCAGUUAAACGACGGCCGAGCGUUUGCCGUUCGGCUCAGUUAGCUUGUUAGGCGGUGCGCAGGUUGACCUGUUCUAGUUUCCUCUUGAGCUGAACAGGUGCAUCGCUUCCAAAGGAAAACUACACAAGAGUGGGCCAUUAAAGGAAAGAACCGAAUAAACACCAGGACACACCGAUUGACGAUGCUUAAACGGCUACAAAAGGAAUUAUUAGCCCUGCAAAAUGAUCCACCCCCUGGAAUGACGCUGAAUGAAAAAAGUGUACAGAACACCAUAACUCAGUGGAUCGUCGACAUGGAGGGGGCCCCCGGCACACUGUACGAAGGAGAAAAAUUUCAACUGCUCUUCAAAUUUAGUAGUCGAUAUCCUUUCGAUUCACCUCAGGUAAUGUUCACAGGGGACAAUGUACCUGUCCACCCUCAUGUGUAUAGCAACGGUCACAUCUGUCUAUCCAUCCUGACGGAAGACUGGUCACCAGCCCUCUCAGUGCAAUCUGUUUGUCUUAGCAUUAUUAGCAUGUUGUCCAGUUGCAAAGAAAAGAGACGACCACCUGACAACUCCUUUUAUGUAAGAACAUGUAACAAAAAUCCAAAGAAGACAAAAUGGUGGUAUCACGAUGAUACUUGCUAAUGUACAAAAAAGUUUGUAAUAAUCACAGAAGAAAAGUCCUACUGACCUACGUAAAGCACUUUUUAAACAUUCAGUCUCUGAACUCUGACCUUUGACUGGAACGAUGGACAGACACCGAUGCGCUGGAGGCUCCAGACUGCAUAUCCCCCCCACCCACCCCACCCCACCCGCCGGGCAGUUCCAUGCAUGUUUUAGUUGGUAAUAACUAAGAAUGGAAAACCGUUGGAACCCUUUAGAUGCACUCGAAAUGGAUAAUUUUUUUUGGGCGGGGGCUGAACGAUAGUAAUGCAGUACGCAAGGUGUAUUUUUAUGUAUUUCCUGUUUUUAAAAUGAUUAUUGUUACAUUUUUGCGUGUGUGCGGACUUUAAGAUCCUUGUGUUGUGCAAUAAUAACCAACCGAUGGAGGCAUUCUCGGGCUGACAAAGGAGUUCUCCAAAAGGAUUUCUGGAAGGGACCUGACCAUCAUAAGCCCAAGAAAAUGCUUCAUCUUUUUUUUUUUUAAAUAUAUAUACAUUAUAUGCACUGUGAAGAGUACGUAGUUAAGAGGCACUGUCAGUACAUCAUUCCCAACACCUUGAGCAGCCCCCCACUCAUACGUAUAAGUUCAAACGUCAACACAAUACUCAUUCCCGUGGAGACCGGUGCGGACGGUACACGUGGCAACAAAACAAGCGUGGCAUUGGGUCAAAUUUAGAGCUGUCAAACUUUAUCUUGACGUGUCCAGCCUCAGUAAUGAGCAGGGCCCUUUUUCAUUUAAAGAAUGUCUGUUGCGUUUUUCUUUUCAAGGUUUUUCAUGCUUCGAUAAUGUCCAGUUCUUUUUAUACUGUUUUGGGAGUGGACUGCUUGGAACGCUGAAUACGUUUUUUUUAAUUGUGAUAUAUUUUUAUUCAGACAAAGGCAGAGAAUAGGGGGGAGUCAAUGCAGGCGUAAUAACAUGAUGGUUUUGUGAUUAUGCCUGGUCAGUGUUAUGGCUCAGGUACUUUUUUCCAAUAAAGAUACCUAUCCAGAUGUUUAAACUAUAUUUUUGCCAAAAGACUGUUAUAUUGUAAAACUAACAUGUCUGGAGCUAUUGUAUACAGGGUUUUAUUUGGGGGGAGAAGGAUAUUAGGGGAGAUGGGUUUAUGGAUUUACUUCAUAGCGUAGUGAUAAUAGGAGUUGGCCUAUAAUGUAGACCUAAUUAGGAUGUGUACAGUCAGCAUCAAUGAAUGCCAUAAAGAUUUCGUUCACCCGAGGGACUUGGUAAUUUCAAGUGUAAUCACUAUUCCUUAAGAAACCAAUAUGAUACUUGAAUUUUCCAUCUUGCUUUGUUCUGUCUUGCAUUUGCCUCUCUUCCCCACAGGCUAUGCUUGUUUGUCUUGAGUGAUGUGAAUGAGAUGGCACCCUUCUGAUCUAGAGAUCGCAGUACAAUGCUACUGUAUGUUAUUUUAAAUGUUCUCAUCCACUCUCAGACAUGAUGGUACCCAAAUGAUUGUGUUAACGAAGCAGCCAUAACAGGAUUUGUGAGGGAAUUUAGCAAAAGUCUUCACAGAAAAGCUAUUUCUAACUUGUAGUUGAAUACGUGAGGCAUUGUUGUUUUUUUUUUCAAUGUGGUUUGAAGUUCCAAGUUGCAGAUUUUAUUUUAUUUGAGUGGGGGGGGGGGGAAUAAGGGUUUCAUAUUUAUUUUUAAAAACUCUAGUUCUGGGCUGUUCAAGCUCUGUAAUAGGUGCCUAUUCAUUUUCAUAAUCGAUAAUAAAAGCGAAGAUUCACGUUUAA
Molecule: messenger RNA, 2713 nt
Organism: Hippocampus zosterae (dwarf seahorse)
Lineage: Eukaryota; Metazoa; Chordata; Actinopteri; Syngnathiformes; Syngnathidae
Gene: ube2wb
Product: ubiquitin conjugating enzyme E2 Wb
Exons: 6
Coding region: 515-961 (148 amino acids)
Source: RefSeq, a predicted model, not a curated record